This is a messenger RNA of Trichoderma gamsii, 2502 nucleotides long. RefSeq names its product chloride channel, other eukaryote. Gene Ontology annotation, molecular function: voltage-gated chloride channel activity. Gene Ontology annotation, biological process: transmembrane transport; intracellular iron ion homeostasis; chloride transport. NCBI's taxonomy places the organism in Eukaryota, Fungi, Ascomycota, Sordariomycetes, Hypocreales, Hypocreaceae. The transcript has 5 exons. The coding region runs from base 1 to 2502 and encodes 833 amino acids. Gene Ontology annotation, cellular component: endoplasmic reticulum; early endosome; fungal-type vacuole. The record is from RefSeq and is a predicted model, not a curated record.
AUGAAUUCACACACAGCAGCCUUCGGCGCUCCCAGCCCGGCGCUCUCGCGACGACCGUCCAUCAGCUCUCGACUGUCCUUUGCCGUGUCCAAUGCAGAACAGGGCGAAGCCUCUGCUAGGAACGCACCAAGAGAGGGUCAGAUUGAAGAGGAGAUUGCCGAAAUCAAGAGAUAUGAGGACUUUACAACUAUAGAUUGGGUACAAGAUGCUGCGAGGGAACAAGCACGGCGAAGUGCUCGCAGGACUCGCACAGCAGGAGUAUACAGGCUCGGACAACCCGGCUGGAGAUAUCGCCUCUGGGAAUCCUACGAUGCCGCGCAGGGAUGGAUCGUUGUAACUAUCAUUGGAGCCGCCAUUGGGCUCAACGCGGCGUUUCUGAAUAUUGUGACGGAAUGGCUAUCAGAUAUCAAGACUGGCCAUUGCACGACGGGGUUUUAUCUCAACGAGAAAUUUUGUUGUUGGGGAGAGGAUAACGGCUGUGAAGCGUGGCAUCGAUGGACAGGCUUUGGUCCUCUUAACUACUUUAUCUACUUCAUCUUUGCGACAACUUUUGCUUGGGUGUCUGCAACGCUGGUCAAGUCGUAUGCUCCAUAUGCAGCUGGAUCUGGCAUAUCGGAGAUCAAAUGUAUCAUUGCUGGCUUUGUGAUGAAGGGGUUUCUUGGAUUUUGGACCCUGUUGAUCAAGUCCAUAUGCCUGCCACUGGCCAUCGCCUCCGGCCUUUCGGUUGGAAAGGAAGGACCCAGUGUUCACUACGCCGUCUGCACCGGAAAUGUUAUUUCAAGGCUGUUUAACAAAUACAGGAGUAAUGCGUCCAAGACUCGCGAGAUUCUCAGCGCCUGUGCCGCCGCUGGUGUCGCUGUCGCCUUUGGCAGCCCUAUUGGCGGAGUGCUUUUCUCACUCGAAGAGAUGUCGAGUUAUUUUCCGCUCAAGACGAUGUGGCGGAGUUACUUUUGUGCCUUGGUCGCCACGGCGGUGCUAUCUGCCAUGAACCCUUUUCGAACGGGCCAGCUGGUCAUGUUCCAAGUCAAAUAUGACCGAGACUGGCAUUUUUUCGAGGUCGUCUUUUACAUCAUAAUAGGAAUUUUUGGCGGGCUGUAUGGUGCCUUUGUGAUUAAGUGGAAUCUGCGAGCGCAGGCUUUCCGCAAAAAGUACUUGACGAAAUAUGCCAUCCUAGAGGCGACACUCCUCGCGGCGGGAACUGCCAUCAUUGCCUAUCCGAACGCUUUUCUCAAGAUCGACAUGACAGAGAGCAUGGAGAUUCUUUUUCUCGAGUGCGAAGGAGCCGAAAACUACCACGGGCUCUGCGACAAGGAUAAGAGAGCAUGGAAUCUCGUGUCACUGAUCCUUGCAACGGUACUGAGAGUGUUCCUGGUCAUUAUCUCGUACGGUUGCAAGGUGCCCGCAGGAAUCUUUGUUCCUUCCAUGGCCAUUGGUGCCUCCUUUGGACGUACCGUUGGCAUUAUUGUCCAAGCCAUUUAUGAAGCAAACCCAACCAGCGUCUUUUUUUCUGCUUGCAAGCCAGACGAACCAUGCAUCACACCGGGCACGUAUGCUUUCCUCGGCGCAGCGGCGGCAUUGAGCGGCAUUAUGCAUCUCACUCUGACUGUCGUCGUCAUCAUGUUUGAGCUUACUGGAGCACUCACAUAUAUCCUCCCAACAAUGAUUGUUGUUGGCGUCACCAAGCUUGUCAGCGAGAUGUUUGGCAAGGGCGGUAUUGCCGAUCGCAUGAUUUGGUUCAAUGGAUUUCCAUUUAUUGAUAGCAAGGAGGAUCACAAUUAUGGCGUUCCCGUCUCCCAGGUCAUGCGAAGCUCAGUCGUGUCACUUUCUGUUAAUGGACUAACAGUUGCUGACGUCGAGGAGCUGCUGGCCGAGGACAAAUAUCAGGGAUUCCCCAUCGUUUUGGAUAGCACUUCCAAGACGCUGGUUGGCUACAUUGGUAGGACCGAGCUGCGCUAUGCCAUCGAUCGCGCAAAGCGUGAACGGCCUGUUUCUCAAGAUGCAAAAUGCUUUUUCUCUCCGCAUCCGACUCAGGCGCCUGCGAUCACUCCCGUUACGCCCGCUUUCCGCUCAGACACUGCGGCCUCAUCGCCUCUUGACUUUAGCCGGUACAUUGACGCCACGCCCGUAACGGCACAUCCUCGCUUGCCUCUGGAGACUGUCAUGGAAUUAUUCCAAAAGAUUGGACCUCGUGUCAUUCUGAUUGAAUAUCAUGGAAAGCUUUCUGGCCUAGUUACCGUGAAAGAUUGUUUAAAAUACCAGUUCAAAGUAGAAGCGGCGGAGAAUCCAAAGGAUGACCAACACGUCGUAGAAGGACAGGAGCAUUUAUGGAGCGCGCUUCGCAGAGUGGGAUUCUGGGUUUCUAAUUCGGUGUCGACUGUUUCACGGGGUCAUGUAAGGCUUAGUGGGCAAUUUGAUGAUGAACGGGCGCGUGGGAGGAGAGGGAAUAUCCUGGACGGGGAUGAGGAGGGCGUUGAUGAGGGCGUUGAGUUGGAAAGAAGAUAG